UCAUCACGGUUGUGUUUUUUUUCAGGUUGUCAAUGGACCAGACUCAUUUAUGGAAGGAGAGGCUAUGGUAAACACGCCAUUCAACUUGAGUGAAGGACCACUGUGGCAAGUUCGACUUAUGCCACUCUCAUCUGACUACCCUUGUCUCUGGCCGGAAGUGAAAGAAAAGUUCCCAUAUCAAAACAAAGUGUUGUUUAAUUUCCAUCAUGGAAUAGUUGAUGGUCCCGAUUUACUUUCAAUUACUGGGUUAUUUACGAAGCUUCUGGAGGAUUACAUCAGCAAAAUCCCUAUUGAUAAGCAACAGUUUGGACAACUUGUUGACCACAGUCAUACAUCAAAGAUUGUUCAACAAAUGACAGAAGAACUUGAAAAGGAUCCCCAAAAGUUAAAAUUAAUGCUAAAUGAGCUAAAAAAUAGAAAGCACACUCCACUUCUUGUAGAAGCAUUCGGUACUCCAAGUUCACCACCUAAUAUCAGUACAGAAAACUUACAAUAUGCAGUACUAGAUUUUUCUGAAGUUAAUAAGUUUAAUGAAGAAUGCAAGGCUAGAAAAAUCACUUUCAACUCUGGAUUUAUUGGUUUAGUGAACACUGCUUUGGUUGAGCUAGUAAGGGAGGCUGGAAUUAUACGCGACAUCUACAAUAUUAGCAGUUUACACUCCAUUGACCUUCGCCGUUACAUGAAAGGAUACUCUGAAGUAUACCCAAUGGGUUUCCAUACUCUUUCAAUAUCACACACCAUGGCAACCCCUUACAAUGUCAAAGACAUAUUCUGGGAAUAUGCUACGCAGUUUGACACUGAAUUCCGCAGCAACCUGAAAAACAAACAGAUAUUAAGAGAUUUUGCCUUACGCAAGAUGACUCUCCCAGAUACCUGCAACCUUGAUCAUCUGUAUGCAACUCCUUCACCUCCUAAAUAUGACUAUAUUUUUACAAAUAUGUUUUUACCAAGAUUUUUUAACUAUGGAGUAGGAAGACGUGUACAACAGACAGAGAUAAAAUAUUAUGUUCCCCUAAAUGCCAGUGAUUUCGUAUUUUUUACUGGCAUAUGUAAUAUACGUGAGAAGGUUGAGUUUGAUAUGUUUUAUUCACCAUAUUGCAUAAACUCCGACACUGCACAAAUGUGUCAUGACAAAGUUGUAUCAGUCUUUCGUGAAAUAAUUAAUAGUUAACCUUGUAUGUUCUUGAGGCCUGCAUUUUUUGCUAAUAUUAUAAAGGUUAUGUGAUAGGUAACUUACCCCUCUACAGGAGUAUACACAAUCCCUAGUAAUGACUGCAAUCAAUUAUACGUCGGCGAGACGUCCAGAGACCUCCACACACGUAUUUCUGAACACCAAUACGAAGGCAGAAUCCAUGAUUUAAGGAACGCCUGCACUCAACACCGAAAUUUCCACAACCAUUUAAUCAGCUACAGAAACGCAAGACUUAUCGCCAGGGAAGAGAAUCAGUACUGCAGAAGCCUGGAAUCAUCAGUUAUCUGCAUAUCUAGCAAUUUCAACCAGAACAACUGUUCUAUAAAAUAGCUGAACCACUUGCUAAGAAGUUCCUUCAUUAUCCUUCAUAACUAGAAGCACACCUGCCCCUCCCGUGCAGGUCAGUCUCAAAUCCAACCUACCCAGCAUUCUCCACCUGUGUGAUAAAUGGUUUAAAGCCGACAAGUUGAAGACUGAAAUACUUAUGCAAAAUAUGGGAAUCUUUAAUUAAAGAUUGCCUAUGUUACAUAAGUGUCUCAAUCUUAAACUUGUCGGUUUUAAACCAUUUAUCAUAUCUGUCAGACACUGCAGCAUUAUGGGAUCUUGAAACAAAGAAUUCUUCAACCUUGUCCAUCCUUUGGACGAAGACCUACUUCGACUAGUGGAUGAUACCACUAUGACCUCACCUCAGUUAUAUAAGCCACUUCUACGGCCCUAUACUGUACUUUCUACAAGAUUGAUGGACUGAACACAUCGACUCCAGGCUGAGGGACUGAUUACCUCAAAUUCCUCCUCUACUUAAACCUUUCUGAUUUGUAUUGGACUGAUGAAGCCACUGUGUGGCGAAACGUUUCCUCAAUAAAGUUUCCCAUGUAUU
Molecule: messenger RNA, 2069 nt
Organism: Cherax quadricarinatus
Lineage: Eukaryota; Metazoa; Arthropoda; Malacostraca; Decapoda; Parastacidae
Source: RefSeq, a predicted model, not a curated record